Papaver somniferum (opium poppy) is the source of this 1425-nucleotide messenger RNA. RefSeq names its product aspartic proteinase CDR1-like. The coding region runs from base 1 to 1425 and encodes 474 amino acids. Gene Ontology annotation, cellular component: extracellular region. The transcript has a single exon. Lineage: Eukaryota; Viridiplantae; Streptophyta; Magnoliopsida; Ranunculales; Papaveraceae. The record is from RefSeq and is a predicted model, not a curated record.
AUGGGUAAAACAGCACCCAUCUUUUUCAUUUUUGUUCUAACAAUCAUUACUCAUGUUUCUCUUAUGCUAAACUUAGCCAUUGCAGGUAAUCCAAAAGGGUUUACGCUGAGGAUGAUUUAUAAAGACUCCAACGAAUCACUUUUUUACGAUCCUGCUGAUAUUCGUUUAGCACCGGGAGAAAGAUUUCAAGCGCUGAUUGACCAAUCAAGAAGUCGAGCACAUUACAUCGGUUCACAAGUAUUAUUACGCAAUAAAAAUGUGACGAUGAACCCCGAUGUUGUACGUGUGCCAGUAGUACCUGAAGCAGCAAUGUGGUACGUUGGAAUGGUAGGUAUAGGUACAUUUCCUACAUCACCACCAUAUAUGAAUUACUAUCUGAUGAUUGAUUCGGGUAGUGAUCUUACUUGGCUUCAAUGCCACGGUGCCACAAAAACUUUCAAUCAAGAUGCCCUUCUUUAUCCUUGGGAGUAUUCGCAGACAUAUCAUCCCCUUCCUUGCCAUACUCAUCCUGCAUGCACGGGGGAUAGUUGCAAUACCAAUGGCGAAUGUGUUUACCGAGAAGCUUAUGCAAGCGGUGCAGUUACGACUUGUGUUAUUGCUAAAGAAACAUUUAGUAUAACUGGUGGUGGCGCCUUUGAAACUCUUCAACUACUCAUGGGCUGUGGUUUUCACCAACACAAUUUUGUUGAUCUCGGUAACAACCGCCGGCUUAGAAACGGAAAGCCUGAUCUUAUUGCCGGAAUACUUGGUUUGGGAAGAGGACCAUUGUCUUUUAUAAAUCAAUUAGGUGCUGAUGGACAAGGUAAAUUUUCCUACUGCUUGGAGAAACGUAGCGAAAAUAUUUACGCAGGAGGCACAUAUUUAAGUUUUGGUGCAGAUGCGACAAUUGGAAGCGGAGGUCAAAUAGUGCAUAGAACUCCCAUAGUAGUACCCGAGAUUCAGUUUCAGACAUCGGCUUAUUACUUAAAUCUAGAGGAUAUCAGUGUGGGAUCCAAUAGAGUAGGUUUUCGGAGCAGAGAUUUUGAGCUUAAAGAGGAUGGACGUGGCGGUUGUGUCAUAGAUUCCGGGACUCCGUAUACCGUAAUGUAUAAAGAUCAUUUUGAUAGAGUUGCAAAGUUGGUGGUGGCAUAUUUUAAACAGAAUCGUAUGCGUGUUGCUGCACCCACCGGAGAUGGUCUUUGUUUUGUUAUAUCCAGAAGAGACUAUACAGUUCCCAUCAUAAAAUUUCAUUUUCAACAGCAGGGAGAAUUUGUUGUUUUAGAGACCGGUUUUCUGCCAAUCGGUGGAAAUGUUUGUUUAGCUAUAGCUCGAUCGGAAUCUGAUACGGGGCCAGCUUUUAUUUUAGGAGCAAUCCAGCAAAUUAAUAAGAGAAUUUUGUAUGAUAGUAUGAGUAUGACACUCUCAUUUGCUGAUGAGAUAUGCUAA